This is a messenger RNA of Bombus pyrosoma, 1980 nucleotides long. RefSeq lists its product as uncharacterized. Bases 755 to 1819 code for a protein of 354 amino acids. NCBI's taxonomy places the organism in Eukaryota, Metazoa, Arthropoda, Insecta, Hymenoptera, Apidae. The transcript has 6 exons. The record is from RefSeq and is a predicted model, not a curated record.
UUACUUAUUAUCUUUAAAAGAUAACGGAGAAGAGAAACUCGAGGAAUUCCGUCUGCAUUUCCACUUGUUUAAGACAAAACUAGUGCUCGUUCGCCGAUCGUUAUCUCGCGAAGAGUUAAAUCAUCGCUUGUCUUAUUACGUGCUGGUAUGUCACUUUUGGUUUAGCCUCACUGCGUCGCACGACGCAUCGAUCUGUUGUACUAUACCGUAGCAUCUCUCAGCCCUUAAUGUAAUUUUCAGAUCGACAACAUAGUACGAGUUUGUUUUACCGAUAAUACGACGCGUCGAGCGUAUUUGCUUCUCGCUAAUGUAACAUUGCUUCAAUUUUCUUUUCAUUCGAUCCAAGCCAUUGCGAGAUAAGUCUCUCAUAUAAGUUUCUUAGAUCGUAAGUUUUACAUGGCGUUACACGAGCAAAGAAAGGAGAAAAUGUGUGUUAACAUUAUACGCUUUAAUUCGAUGUAAAACGUUUCGUAUGCGUCUGUUAUAGCCGUGCCGAUUCUACUUACAACGAUCUUCGUCUCGAAGAUAUCGCUUCGUAUUUAAAUACAGUAUCUUUUUUUUUUGCCGUUAUUCACAUGAUCGAAGUGAAAUUCGCUUCCUGAUAAUUCGCCUGGAGGCGAACGUCGCGUCAAAGAGGCUCGUUGCCAUCUUCCGUCGUGACUUUGUUCUUUCUGAAAAAUCAUGGCGAUUCCCACGUAAAUCGAAGAUCGGGUAUCGGCCAACGAACGGCGAACCGGCAGUCCGGUUUUUAGAGAUGAAACUAUUGGCGGUGCUUGGCGCGCUCGUGAUACAGUGCGCCGCGACAAAAUCAUGGAACAGCGAUAAUUAUUCAGAGGAGACGUUCUUCGUGUUUGCCUGGAUCGGUUACCUGAAACGUUUCUCUCUGAUUGUGCUGAUGCUGUCUGGUGUAGUUCUCUACUAUAUCCCGGAAUCGCGACCGCACGCGCGCCGAAUCUGCUACGCGUUGAUCGAUCUCACGGCGAAUUGUUUGAAAUCCGCUUUGAGUGCCCGGGAGAGUGAGUUCUUGUACGAGAAAAUGAAAUCCAAGUGCCAUCGCGGCCGAUACGAGCCAUCGUCGGACAUGGAAAAGUAUCUUUCGCAAGAAAUUCAAGAUGACGACGAGACUUUCGAACGAUUCCAAAGAAAUUACGCUAAGAAGUCGAAAAUCUUCAUCGACGCGGACGAUGUAUUAGGAAACAAGGAUAAGAAAAAAGGGAGCAAACUGUAUAAAGAUAAUCGACUAUCGCGUCAACGUUUUCGUAACGCGAUUAAACACGAGCCAUCUAUGGAAAUCGCAAAACCUGUCUACUUUUACUCCGACAAGAUGAACGAUGGCCAAAAAUACCUGAAAACAAAGGUGUCUGGUUCGAAACACUCUAACGGGUCAGCAAUGGAGAACUACGCGCUUUUAAUCAGCGGCAGUCCGCAGCAACUGGCAAUGUUCGAUGAAAAAUACGAAAAGGACGACAUGGUGAUCGUCGAAGAUCCUUACGUGAGAGUGGAUUACAAGGAAUGUGGUACAUCCACCGAUAAACUAUCGUCGAAAGCGGAAGCUUCGAGUUCAGAACAAGAGGGACCUACCAGAGAUCAUAACGAGCAGGAGAUAGAAACGUACGUGAAAGAAGCUGAAUUUAAUUCGACGUCGGAAGGAAAUGGUUCACGGUACUCUGUUGAUAAAUCGUUGUAUCGAACAAGCCAAUAUCAGUGCGGCGGUGAGUGUUGCGGGAGCAAUGGGUGCUCCAUAUCGUCAGCAAACUUGAGUAACAGAGCAAACGUUACAUCCAACUCGUCGGUUGAUGCAAAGAAUGCUUUAAAGUAAAUGACACACCGUACGACGUGACAAAUGUUCAUGAGAAUAUCGUAAUUCCAUAAAGCAUCGUUUAAGAUCGUCUCGAAGCAUGGUGACUCCGAAACUGCAGAAAAAGAUCGAGGACAGCACGGAACACUUGUAUACGGUCGAUUAUACGAACUAUAAUUACG